This is a messenger RNA of Lentinula edodes (shiitake mushroom), 1056 nucleotides long. RefSeq lists its product as uncharacterized. The record is from RefSeq and is a predicted model, not a curated record. The coding region runs from base 98 to 859 and encodes 253 amino acids. The transcript has 2 exons. Gene Ontology annotation, cellular component: endoplasmic reticulum. Gene Ontology annotation, biological process: peptidyl-proline hydroxylation to 4-hydroxy-L-proline. Gene Ontology annotation, molecular function: L-ascorbic acid binding; procollagen-proline 4-dioxygenase activity; iron ion binding. Lineage: Eukaryota; Fungi; Basidiomycota; Agaricomycetes; Agaricales; Omphalotaceae.
GUUAUUCCUCAGUCAGAUAUCGGACCGAAAUACCAGAUGUAUAGCCACCCUCAAUAGCCCUCAACCUGUUGUUCGACGAGCUCAUUACUGCGUUGAAAUGGCUCCCAAGGGAAGGAAAAAGGACACUGCCAUAUCUACGCAGCUAGAACAGCUCCCAAUAUGGCCGCCUUUCAAAUCACUUAUCCCUUCGAAUCUUUUGUCCAUACAGGAAAUUCUAACAAACCAGAUUGUCACAAUACCACACUUUUGGCCAGCUUCCCUUUGCAAAACCUAUGUUUCCUUUCUCUCGAAUCUUCCACUAGUCACAACACCUGGUAAGCCGAAGAAAGGUGAUGCAGUCAGGGUCAACGAUCGUUUUCAGAUACAAGAUGCCUCGUUUGCGACGCGGUUAUGGGAAGAAACAGGGCUGAAGAAUAUUAUCAUGGGAUAUGUACAGUCUGAGGACGGAUUGCAACUCGACGGGGAAGCGCGGAAACAGCUUUGGGGAGGUGAAGUGGUUGGACUCAAUCCGAAUAUCAGGGUUUAUCGAUACAGCAAAGGUCAAUUUUUUGAUCAGCAUUAUGACGACUCGAAUAAUGUCACUGUCCGUUCAGGUCAAACAGAUAUUCCGGCACGUACUACAUGGACGCUUCUUCUCUAUCUUACCUCUCCGGCCACGGGAUGCCUUGGUGGUGAGACUGUCUUUUAUCCUGAUCCAGCCAUCAAGAAAACUCCAUCACCAGAACCGGUGAUUGUGAACUUGGAAGUGGGAUUGGCCCUAUUACAUCGCCAUGGCGCGGAAUGCAUGCUCCAUGAAGGGGCGGAGGUCGUUGCAGGAGAAAAGUGGGUCAUCAGAAGUGAUCUUUGCGUAAAGAGAUGAGAAGAAUGGUAUUCUCAGGGAGCUACCACUGAGUACUCCAAAUGAGCUAUUUAAGUGUAAUUCUUUUUCAAGGAACACAUCCCAAAAUUCUUUAGUCACUGCUGUGAAUCUUGCAUGAAUUACUUGAUAAAUAAAUCGAUAUCGAAUUUAGGUUCAGAGCUGUUUAGAGUUUGAGUGACUCAGUGAGUGAGCUGGUG